Molecule: messenger RNA, 1066 nt
Organism: Cuculus canorus (common cuckoo)
Lineage: Eukaryota; Metazoa; Chordata; Aves; Cuculiformes; Cuculidae
Gene: FGF8
Product: fibroblast growth factor 8
Exons: 6
Coding region: 399-1043 (214 amino acids)
Biological process (GO): fibroblast growth factor receptor signaling pathway; dorsal/ventral pattern formation; positive regulation of cell population proliferation
Cellular component (GO): cytoplasm
Molecular function (GO): type 2 fibroblast growth factor receptor binding; growth factor activity; type 1 fibroblast growth factor receptor binding
Source: RefSeq, a predicted model, not a curated record
GCAAUUGUAAUUAUGGGCUCUGAUAAGAUAAAGGAGGGCGCGGGGAGCGCGGGGACCGGCAGCGGGGCACGGCCGGCAAAUUAGCAGCUGUCACUCAGCGCUGAGCAGGCGGCGCCGGCCCCGGCCAGGUACCGGCCCCGGGGGCGCCCGCUCCGCCGCCGCAGCCCCCGCCCCGGUGCGCAACAGGUGGCGGGGCCGGAGCGCCGGGGCUCGCCCAACAAUGCAGCCCUCGGCGGCCCUGCCCGGGCUGCGGGGCUGACCCCGCACCGCCGCCACCGCCCCCAGCGCCCCAUGGCCCCGCACCGCAGGCCCUGAGGGCGCCCGCCCGCAACGCAGGACGAGCCGGCAGGGCGAGAGGAGCCGAGGCAGAGCCGCGCCCCCGGGCGCUCCCCGCCGCGAUGGACCCGUGCUCCUCGCUCUUCAGCUACGUGUUAAUGCACUUGUUCGUCCUCUGCCUCCAAGCCCAGGUAACUGUUCAGUCCCCACCUAAUUUUACACAGCAUGUGAGGGAGCAGAGCCUGGUGACGGAUCAGCUCAGCCGGCGGCUCGUCCGUACCUACCAGCUGUACAGCCGGACCAGCGGGAAACAUGUGCAGAUCUUGGACAACAAGAAAAUCAAUGCGAUGGCAGAGGAUGGGGAUGUGCACGCCAAGCUCAUCGUGGAGACAGACACCUUUGGGAGCCGCGUACGCAUCAAGGGGGCGGCCACAGGUUUCUACAUCUGCAUGAACAAGAAGGGCAAGCUGAUCGGCAAGAGCAAUGGCAAAGGCAAGGACUGUGUCUUCACGGAGAUCGUCCUGGAGAACAACUACACGGCGCUGCAGAACGCCAAAUAUGAGGGCUGGUACAUGGCCUUCACCCGCAAGGGCCGCCCGCGCAAGGGCUCCAAGACCCGGCAGCACCAACGGGAGGUGCAUUUCAUGAAGAGGCUUCCCAAGGGCCACCAGACCACUGAGCCCCACAGACGCUUUGAGUUCCUCAACUACCCCUUCAACCGGAGAAGUAAAAGGACUAGAAACUCCAGUUCCAGGGUGGGCCCUUGACUUGCCUGACUCUGCCUGCCCUG